AUGCUCUUCUUAUGUCGAGCUUCUCCUCUCCUGCAGCGCACUGCAUUAUCGUCUCCUCUACGAUUCUUUGCGCCCCCCAAAUCUUCAUUCAAUAGGACAUUCGCCAACACUGCUGUGCGCCUCUCAAUCGAAAUGGAAACAGUGGAUACCUCAGAGCGUCUUGUGCAGCUGAGGGAGUUGAUGAAACGGAAUAACCUAGAUGUGUACAUUGUCCCCUCCGAAGAUAGCCAUCAAUCCGAAUAUAUCGCCCAUUGCGACGCACGCCGAGAAUUCAUCUCUGGCUUCACCGGCUCCGCAGGAACCGCUGUCAUCUCCUCCACUGCCGCUGCGCUUUCGACCGACGGACGUUAUUUCAACCAAGCUGCCAAGCAGCUCGAUAGCAAUUGGACCCUUUUGAAACGAGGAUUGGAAGGUGUUCCGACGUGGCAAGAAUGGACUACGGAGCAAGCCGAGGGAGGAAAGACCGUCGGAGUUGACCCUUCUGUUAUCACUGCUGCAAGCGCUAGGAAGCUCUCGGAGACUUUGGAGAAGAGCGGCUCGAAGCUCAUUGGUAUUGAACAAAAUUUGGUGGACCAGAUCUGGGGUGACAAACGCCCUGCUCGACCAAAUGAGACGGUCAAGAUUCAUCCCGCCGAGUAUGCUGGAAAGCCAUUCCAAGAGAAGAUUGCGGAUUUGCGAAAAGAAUUGAAGACGAAAAAGCGUGCAGGCUUCAUCGUGUCGGUGCUUGACGAAAUCGCAUGGCUGUUCAACCUAAGAGGAAACGACAUCCCAUACAACCCAGUCUUCUUCUCAUAUGCCGUGAUCACCCCCGAAACCGUAGACCUGUACAUCAACGACGAGAAGCUAUCACCCGAAGUCAAGGCCCAUCUUGGCUCAGACGUCGUUGUCAAACCUUACGAGUCGAUAUUCGCCGAUGCAAGGGCGCUCAGUGUAAAUGCCCCAUUAACCGAGAAUGGCAGCCCCAUGAAAUACCUUACCUCUAACAAAGCAUCUUGGGCUCUAAGCCUUAGCUUUGGUGGCGAGAAGAAAUUGGAUGAGGCACGUAGCCCAAUCUCCGAUGCCAAGGCUAUCAAGAACGAGGUUGAGCUCAAGGGCAUGAGGAACUGCCAUAUCCGGGAUGGCGCAGCAUUGUCUGAAUACUUUGCAUGGCUGGAAAAUGAAUUGAUCAACAAAAAGUCUACACUGGACGAAGUAGAUGGUGCGGAUAAGCUUGAGCAGAUCCGCUCCAAGCAUGACAAGUUUGUGGGACUUUCGUUUGACACAAUCUCCUCCACCGGACCAAACGCAGCUGUGAUCCACUAUAAACCCGAAAAAGGCAUUUGCUCGGUGAUUGAUCCAAAUGCCAUCUACCUAUGUGACUCUGGUGGUCAAUAUCUGGACGGUACUACUGAUACUACCCGAACCUUCCACUUUGGUACGCCUACCGAGAUGGAGAAGAAAGCAUUCACUCUCGUUUUGAAGGGACUCAUUGCACUCGAUACUGCUGUAUUCCCCAAGGGUACCAGUGGAUUUGCUCUUGAUGCACUUGCACGUCAGCAUUUGUGGCGGUACGGUCUGGACUAUCUUCAUGGCACGGGUCACGGUGUUGGCGCCUACUUGAACGUCCAUGAGGGUCCUAUUGGAGUUGGUACCCGCAUCCAAUAUUCUGAGGUGUCUUUGUCACCAGGCAACGUAAUUUCUGAUGAACCCGGAUACUAUGAAGAUGGAAAGUUUGGAAUCCGUAUUGAGAACAUUAUUAUGGCCCGUGAGGUCGAGACACCUUACAAGUUCGGAGAAAAAUCCUGGCUUGGAUUUGAGCAUGUCACAAUGACACCAAUCGGACAAAAUCUAAUUGAAACAUCGUUGCUCUCAGAAGAGGAGAGACAGUGGGUGAACAAUUACCACGCCGAGGUGUGGGAAAAGACCAGCGGAUACUUCAAGCAAGAUGAGCUGACCUUGAACUGGCUGAAGAAAGAGACUAAGCCACUGAAGUAA
Messenger RNA from Talaromyces marneffei, 1974 nucleotides. RefSeq lists its product as uncharacterized. The record is from RefSeq and is a predicted model, not a curated record. NCBI's taxonomy places the organism in Eukaryota, Fungi, Ascomycota, Eurotiomycetes, Eurotiales, Trichocomaceae. The transcript is spliced from 10 exons. Gene Ontology annotation, molecular function: metalloaminopeptidase activity. Bases 1 to 1974 code for a protein of 657 amino acids.